CGUCAGGGUCCCCAAGAAUCCGACGGCGUCCGAAUCCUCGCACGGCGGCUCGGGCUCACAACACGCCCGAGAGGCAGAGGGUCCCCAGCGUUACACAAACACACAGCAAUGGCUCUCCUUCGCAGUAUCUCGCGUUCCCUUCCUCUCCUGGCGGGGAGGUCUGUCAGCGUCACGUCGUCGGCCAAGUAUCACGAGAAGGUCAUUGACCAUUACGAAAAUCCACGCAAUGUUGGAUCCCUCGACAAGAAUGACACCACAGUCGGCACAGGUCUUGUAGGAGCGCCUGCCUGUGGAGAUGUAAUGAAGCUGCAGGUGAAAGUGGAUGAAAAUGGGAAGAUUAUUGAUGCCAAAUUCAAGACAUUCGGAUGCGGUUCUGCUAUUGCAUCAUCAUCGCUGGCAACAGAAUGGGUAAAGGGAAAAACUAUGGAUGAAGCUCUUAAGAUAAAAAAUGUUGACAUUGCAAAGGAGCUGAAACUUCCUCCUGUCAAGCUACAUUGUUCUAUGCUUGCUGAAGAUGCCAUAAAAGCAGCUCUAAGUGACUACAAGAUUAAGCAGUCAACUAAGGAGAAGGUUGCAAAGAAAAAUGUGCAAUAAAACCAUAUUGAAAAAUGCUAUGUGUUUAACAAAUUCAUUAAUGAAGUGUUAGGCAUGACCUUGCAUUUUCAUGAACUUUGUUCCCCUGAUAAACAAUUUUUCUGAAUAUUUUUCCUACCAACUUCAUAUCGUGCAUUGAUCUUGAGUUUGUGAAAAAUGGUCUUACUCACAACAUAAUGCCCUUUCUUUUUCUUUUCUUUGCUCUUCACAAGAUACACUUUUCACAUGCCUCAUUAAGUAAUUAUUUACUUUCAUUUUGUCCUCUGAACAUAAAGCUGGAAAGUUGAUUCUGAAAGGUUUAGAAGAGGGAGAACACUGAUUCUCUUAACUGUUAGAAUUCAUGCAGUGUCUAUUGGUAAUGAAAUUCAACUCUAGCAAGAAGUAUGUUGAUGCCUCAUUGAUAUUCAUGCUUCAUAAUUUUCUUUGUAUUUGUCUUUAAAGAUAUGGAAAUCAGGUGAUACUCAGAAGCAUUAUAGAAACUGAAUUUUUAAGGACAUUCUUGUUAUUUCCCUUGUUCCAUUACCGGUAUUAUUAUUAGCCUACUUUCAUGAUGGUUCUGGUAACCCAUCAACUCAUGUAUAUGAAAAUUGUCACAUGUUUUGUAUAUUAAAACAUGGCCUCAUAACCUACCUAAUUACAGUAAGCUUAAAGAUGCUUUUAUCAGAUAUUUUUUAUUGACGAAAUCUGAAAGGUUCAUGCUAUGAACAUUAUGGUGUAUAUAAUGUAGCAAAAAUAAAAUGUAUGAAAG
Molecule: messenger RNA, 1342 nt
Organism: Penaeus monodon (black tiger shrimp)
Lineage: Eukaryota; Metazoa; Arthropoda; Malacostraca; Decapoda; Penaeidae
Gene: IscU
Product: iron-sulfur cluster assembly scaffold protein IscU-like
Exons: 4
Coding region: 109-594 (161 amino acids)
Biological process (GO): intracellular iron ion homeostasis; iron-sulfur cluster assembly
Cellular component (GO): cytoplasm; mitochondrial matrix
Molecular function (GO): 2 iron, 2 sulfur cluster binding; ferrous iron binding
Source: RefSeq, a predicted model, not a curated record